AAAAUCAUUUAGUCUCACAUUGCAGUGUCUUGUGUUUGUGCGUGUUAAACACGAGCGGUAUCCGAAUAUUAAUCAAUCCAUAUACAAUCAGAGAAGAUUAGCUUGAACCACUCCAGGUGCAGACUCCAAAGGACCAACCCCAUAAUUAAAAUUCCGGAUUAAUUCGAUUCAUAAAUUUCCAUAAAUUUCGAUCAAGCAGUCCAACAAUAGGACAAGUUGCUUUGAGCUGACAUGCCAUCAUCAAAAGGAUCUGGAUACCUGAAGCGAGCCAAUACUGAACGUCUCCAUGAGAUUUUCAAUCAGUAUGCUUCCCAGAAGAAGAAUGGGGACCGGUUCAUGACCCCGGCUGACUUUGUACGGAGCUACCUUGGCCUCUACACAGAUGACGACUACAAUCCCGAUUCCGUUAAUUUAUUGGCAGGCAUCGUCGACACCAGCAAAGAUGGGCUCAUAUCAUUCGCAGAGUUUCAAGCAUUCGAGGGGCUUCUCUGUGUACCCGACGCUCUUUAUAAAACGGCCUUCCAGUUGUUUGACACUAAUGGAAAUGGAAUGGUUGCAUUUGAUGAAUUCGCUGAGGUGAUGAAGAAAACAGAACUCCAUCAGAGAAUGCCAUUCAACAUGGAGAGCAGUUUUAUCAAAUUGUACUUCGGGAAAGAUAAAAAAAGACUAAUUAGUUAUGCAGAGUUCAGUCAAUUCUUGCACGAUUUUCACGAGGAAUAUGCCACCGAGGCGUUCAAGAAAUUUGAUAAAAAUGGCGAGGGUUUCAUAUCCACAUCGGAUUUUCAAGAUAUAAUGCUCAAUAUCAAGAGCCAUCUACUCACUAAAGACCUCAAAGAAAAUCUCGGCGCGGCAGUGGGCACUAGUGGAGGAAGAAAAGUCAGUUUUCCCUAUUUCAUGGCAUUCAAUUCACUUCUCAAUAACAUGGAGCUCAUUAAGAGAAUCUAUCUGAAUGCAACGGGUGGGCAUCGGUAUCAGGAGGUCACCAAGGAGGAAUUUCUACAUUCAGCCCAAAUGAUGUCACAGAUAACUCCACUCGAAGUUGAUAUUCUAUUCCACUUGUGUGAGCUUCUUCAUCAAAGUGGGUACGUAAACCGUCUUGAUGAUGAAAAUAACACGGAAUUGGAAUUUUAAUCAAUUUCAAAUUGCAGGAAAAUUGUUUAUAAUGAUUUGGUGGCCAUCACUCCAGAACAGUAUUUCAAACACAUUACCAGGCGUCUAGCGUUGCUGAAGGCUGUCUCGAGUCCUGAAGAGCGAGGAGUGGUAACCCAAAUCCUCGAGAGCAGCUAUCGUUUUGUUCUGGGAUCGAUUGGUGGUGCUGUUGGUGCAACAACAGUAUACCCAAUAGACCUGGUAAAAACGCGAAUGCAGAAUCAAAGGACCGGUUCAUUCAUCGGUGAACUCAUGUACAGGAAUAGUUUCGAUUGCUGCAAAAAGGUAAUCAGGCAUGAAGGAUUUUUUGGUCUUUAUCGAGGUCUGGUGCCACAGUUAAUGGGAGUAGCCCCCGAAAAAGCUAUUAAAUUGACGGUCAAUGAUUUUGUCAGGGAUAAAUUCGCUGAUAAAAAUGGAAAUCUACCUCUUCUUGGAGAAAUUAUUUCUGGUGCUUGCGCUGGAGGUUCUCAAGUUAUUUUCACAAAUCCCCUAGAAAUCGUGAAGAUCAGACUCCAGGUAGCUGGUGAAAUCGCUGGAGGAUCUAAAGUCCGGGCUUGGGCUGUUGUAAAGGAGCUGGGGCUCUUCGGUCUGUACAAAGGAGCAAGAGCUUGUUUUCUACGUGACGUACCAUUUAGUGCCAUUUACUUUCCCAUGUACGCUCAUACAAAAGCAAAACUCGCCGACGAAGGUGGAUAUAAUACUCCCCUGUCACUCCUGGCAGCUGGAGCAAUCGCUGGAGUGCCAGCUGCGGCUUUGGUCACACCGGCCGAUGUUAUUAAAACCAGGUUACAGGUUGUCGCACGAGAGGGUCAGACCACCUACAACGGCCUCGCAGACUGUGCUAGAAAAAUAUGGAAGGAGGAGGGAGCUAGGGCCUUCUGGAAGGGUGCCACAGCUCGAGUGUUUAGAUCUUCCCCCCAAUUUGGAGUUACAUUGUUCACGUAUGAACUACUGCAGAGGCUGUUUGUCGUUGAUUUUGGAGGGACGCGACCAACGGGAUCAGAGCAGAAAGUACCAUCGACUGGAGUUGCGGACGAGAUAAAAUCAACGAAUCCAGACCACAUAGGUGGCUACGAAGUUGCUAUCCCGAUUCUCACUGGAAUUGAAACGAAAUUCGGCUUGUGUCUGCCAAGGUUUCAAGCAGCACCGCGACACCAGCAUAAGUAAUCAAUGUUCAGGAUGAAAAUGUAGUGUGGAGAGGAAAUGAUCACUGACUAUCAUACAGCAUACUCUUACACCAACAAGAGGGAGGGAGAAUAGUGUUCGUAAGCUUUUCAUCUGUCAAGGGAAAAGCCUCUAUAUCGUGUACCUCGAAGGAGAAGAUGAAGGAAAUAAUUCUCAUCCAAUUUAACCCUCCCCCAUAAACGUUUCCGCCACGGGAUGCGACUCACUAGCUAAAUGUACAUAUAU
This is a messenger RNA of Fopius arisanus, 2559 nucleotides long. RefSeq names its product calcium-binding mitochondrial carrier protein aralar1 (gene aralar1). The record is from RefSeq and is a predicted model, not a curated record. Gene Ontology annotation, biological process: aspartate transmembrane transport; L-glutamate transmembrane transport; malate-aspartate shuttle. Lineage: Eukaryota; Metazoa; Arthropoda; Insecta; Hymenoptera; Braconidae. Gene Ontology annotation, molecular function: calcium ion binding; L-glutamate transmembrane transporter activity; L-aspartate transmembrane transporter activity.